UCACUUGAAACCACGCACUCCUCUCGCUACAAACAGAUCUAGCUCCAGGUAGUUAAAUAACUUUGCAUCCACCCAGGAGAGGGAAAGUUCGAGAAUGUUCCGGCGCAGCGGCGGUGGCGGUGUCAGGGGCAAGACGGCGGCUGCGAGCACCAGCACGGGCACUGAGCUGCCCGUCGAUGGAGCUGUGCGGGUGACGAAAGUGGACAAGAUCCAGGCUUACAAUCUCGUCUCGAGGCCGUCGGUGCACCACGCCAUCGUGCCGGCGACGUCGGGGCCGGCGGAGAGCCUCGCCGUCAGUGUUGUCCGGGUGGUGGACGUCGUGGACGAAGCUGUGCGGGUGACCAAAGUGGACAGGAUCCAGGCUUACAAUCUCGUCUCCAGGCCGUCGGUGCACCACGCCAUCUCGCCGGCGACGUCAGGGCCGGCGGAGAGCCUGGCCGUGAGGGUAGUCCGGUUCGGGGACGUCGUGGACGAAGAAUCCGACGGCCUCAUCUCGGUGACCAUCACAUAGAACUAACUACUCUUUACUACGUAACUAAUAACUAGGCCUGUCGUGCCUUAAGCGUGUUUAACGUUUCGCGAGAGAAACAUAUGUACGCGCACCAGUGGGUAACUGUAAUGGCAAUAGCACGUGGAAGGAUAUUAAUAAUCUUGGGAAGAAAAAAAGUUUUUCCUCUAAAUUAUCGGAUUUGCGUCCGUAUAUUAUUUUUAAGGAUAAGUUUGCAUUUGAGGCAGAUCCAAUUAAUUUUGGUCAUCAAACCAUGUCAAUCCAAAGACCUAGAUUGCUCCAAUGAUGAGCUCUCAACAUAUUGGCAUGCAAUACCACUCGGAGUACAGAAGACUUAGAGUCACUCCGGAUGGCAACGGUCAGGAGUUCACUCCGUAGCCUUAAAGAUCAUUGAAUACACUUAUAGCUACGCCCUGUCUUAA
Triticum aestivum (bread wheat) is the source of this 930-nucleotide messenger RNA. RefSeq lists its product as uncharacterized. The coding region runs from base 95 to 511 and encodes 138 amino acids. The transcript has a single exon. Lineage: Eukaryota; Viridiplantae; Streptophyta; Magnoliopsida; Poales; Poaceae. The record is from RefSeq and is a predicted model, not a curated record.